This is a messenger RNA of Lolium perenne, 1470 nucleotides long. RefSeq lists its product as uncharacterized. The record is from RefSeq and is a predicted model, not a curated record. NCBI's taxonomy places the organism in Eukaryota, Viridiplantae, Streptophyta, Magnoliopsida, Poales, Poaceae.
AUGACGAGGAAAAAAAUGCAUGUUGUCGAAUCCAACGAAGAAUAUUUGGUCGAGGAACAGAUCCAGCAACAAAAUUGUGUUGAAAAAGUUCAAGAAUCAUCUGAUCAUCAAGUUAUCACAACAAGUAACGAUGAAGAAGGCUCCACAGAUUGUGAUGAUGAUGCUGAUAACGACGAAGGAACAAAAGGGCGUAAGAAGAGAAAGCUUAAAUAUAUUUGGAACCUUCCUGUUGGAAAAAGGAUUGUGGUUAAGUGCAAUGAUUUAGAUCAGCCAAUUGGGAAAGAAGCUAAACAUCUUGGAAACUUUCUUGGCACGAUAGCUAGGAAUGGAUCCUUGUGUAGCUUGUCCUACAAGGAUUGGAGAUUGUUGAUAGGAGAAAAAGAUAAAGAAACUAAUAUGAGGUUCCUAUAUCCUUCACGAUUGGAACCAUAUAUAUUAAAAACAAUUAGAGACCGAUGGAGGCAACAUAAGUCAGACAUGAAAGCACUCUACUUUAAUGAGAAGAAGAGCAUUGAAGCAAAUUACAGCAGUGGUCCAAGUUGUGUGAGUCCAGAUCAGUGGAGAGCUCUAGUGAAUAAUUGGACAAGCCAGAAAGCAAAGGUACAUAGGCAUUUUUUUAUCGUUUAUAUUUUCCCCUAUCAAAUUAGCUUUUCCACCAAAUUAUAAGAUAUGUGCACAAAUUUUUCCAUUUAUUCUUUGUACGAUAUAAGUGCUCAAAAUAGGGAAAACUGUGGGAAGAGGAAGUCCACACAUACAGCUGGAACAAAGAGUUUUUCUCGAAAUAGGGAAGAAUUGAGAGAACAAGAUCCUGAGAAGAAGUACCCUCACAGGGCUGUCUUGUACAUCCAUACACACAAGCCUAUAAGCAAGGAUAACAAGAAAAUUAAUGCACAUGUGGCAAGGUUGAAAGGUAUCUUAGAAGAGCAACCAGAGUUAGCAGAUACCAGCCAAGGAAAGACUGCUUGGAAAGGAGAUGCAUUGAAUUUAGUCUUGGGAGAUGAGAAGUCUGGUCAUGUACAUGGUUUGGGACUAGUUCCUAAUCCAAACAAAGUUCUUGAUGUGUCAACUUCCCGCCGCUUCCAAAAUAUACAAUUUAGUUCAUUGGAGGAUAUACCAAAUGAAGCUAUGCUAUCCCUUAGCGUUGAGAUGGAAAAAAUAGGACAAUAUGUGAAGAAUCAAGGUGCUGAAAUGCUGGAACUAAAAGAGAAGAUAAGAGAGCUGGAAAGAGAACCAGAUCAGAGAAGUUUGGAAAUUAUGGAGCUAAAAGAGAAGAUAAGAGAGUUGGAAAGAGAACCGAAUCAGAGAAGUUUGAAUCUUGUGCCUACUCUUCGAGAUGAUCCUCCUGUAGAUGGACAUAAUUCUAAGAGGAAAAGAGUAUAUGGCGCUUCUCCUAGUAAACAACCCCCAAUGGUCAAGGAACCAAAUAAUUUGAUGGUACUGUAUGGAUGUGGAUUUACAUUCCAGCAGUAA